AUGUUUGAAUGUAUAGCGUGUCUUGUAUGCAUUCUCGGAUGCAUUGGUUUAGGUAUAGGAAUAUCAGGUAGUAUUGACUUUGGUACAGAACGUCACAAAGAAAUUAAUUUCGUCGAGAAUAUAUGCUUGGUAAUUGAUGCAAAAGCAAUUCCACACUUAUGUAGUCGAUAUUUGUGUCAUGCACCUGUAUGGACUGUUGAAUACAAUGAUGACAUAACUGUAAUGAGCAGUAAUCAAACCAUUGCUCGAAUCACAGGAGAUACUUCAGAAAAAUACGCUAAAGCAAUGAAUGAACUUGAGAUGUAUCCUAUCGGUUCGAAACAUACUUGUUAUCAUCAUAAACGAGCAAGUAAAAAAACUGCUCAGUGGCACAAACCUAAUACAAAACCUGGCUUGAUCUAUCUUCUAGUGGGAUUUGGUCUACUUGCUGUCUCUAUCAUUGCAGGUGUUAUUAUGUACAUCAAGUAUCGAAGCAACCGAAAUCGUCAUUAA
This is a messenger RNA of Adineta steineri, 492 nucleotides long. The record is from the annotation of a GenBank genome assembly. NCBI's taxonomy places the organism in Eukaryota, Metazoa, Rotifera, Eurotatoria, Adinetida, Adinetidae.